This is a messenger RNA of Medioppia subpectinata, 1858 nucleotides long. NCBI's taxonomy places the organism in Eukaryota, Metazoa, Arthropoda, Arachnida, Sarcoptiformes, Oppiidae. The record is from the annotation of a GenBank genome assembly.
GAAUACAGCGUAUAGAAUAAACUCUUGAAGACAUGCAGUGAUUGGUUGCGCCCAACGAUGUUUUCAUUGAUGGAUAACUGGCCAGUGAUGGACGCGAUGGAAGCGCUGGAUGUGAUGGAAGCGAUAGAAUUGGUGGAAAGAGAUCAAUUGGCACAAGUGAUUGUGAAUCGAGUCGAUAAUGUGCUUAUAAUCGACAGCAGAUCCUUUCUGGAGUACAACACAUCCCACAUCUCAUAUGCAGUGAACGUGAAUUGCUCUAAGAUUGUCAAACGAAGACUUCAACAAAACAAAAUAACUGUGAACGAACUGCUGGUGCACUCGUGUCAGUGCCAGAUAGACAGUAGUCAUGCGGUGAUAGUCUAUGACCAGCAGUCGACAGAUUUGUCGAUACUUUCGACCGACUGUUUUGUGUCAAUCCUAUUAUCAAAGCUGAGUUCAGUGUUUAAAAGCGUUGGUCUAUUGAGGGGCGGAUUUUUGGACUUCCAGUCGGCGUAUCCGUCACUUAUUGAGAACAAAGCGGCCAAAGGGGUCAAUACGUUGACCUCACUGUCGCAGCCCUGUAUGCCUAUCAGCAAUCACGGACCCACUCGUAUACUACCGUUCCUUUACUUGGGCUCACAACAGGACGCCCUCAACAAAGAUACCCUUCGAGACCACAACAUUCAAUACGAGCUGAACGUCAGUACCUCCUGUCCAAAGCCAGAGUUCAUCCCAGACUCGCAUUUUUUGCGAAUCGCAGUCAAUGAUAAUUAUAACGAAAAUUUGUUGGAGUAUUUUCCAAAAGCUUUCAGUUUUCUGGAUAAAGUGCGAGAAUCGGGCGGCUGUGCAAUAGUUCAUUGUUUGGCUGGCAUUUCACGUUCGGCUACCGUUGCCAUCAGUUAUGUUAUGAGACACUUAUGUAUGUCAUCAGAUGACGCCUACAGGUACGUCAAGUCAAAGAGAGCCACUAUUUCUCCAAAUUUCAAUUUCUUGGGACAACUCCUCGAAUACGAGAAGCAAUUAAUUAGAGAACAUGUUUUGAACAACUUUUCGGACGACUGUUCGCGAGUCUCGCACUCAGCGCCGAUCUGUUCCUCGCAGAACAACCCGUUCGCGUCGUUCGCCUCAUCCGUUCCGAGGCCUCGCAAAUUGAAUUUUCCCAAACGGAGUGCUCCAAGACUUGAUCCCUUCACUCCCACCCCUCCCGACGAGAAUAUCUCCUCAAAUGGCGAUCAAUCGCCGACCACUUCACUCAAAAUGGUUCGCAUUUUCUAAGCGCUGGGAAUUGCAAACACUUACAAACAAAUACAACUUAUUGUCUAAUAAUGACUUAAUUGUUUUGUCAAAACAUAUCGAGAAUACAAAAAUAUUUAUAAUUCAAAACUCAGACUUAACUUAAAAAAAUGAAGAUAUAAUUGUAAUUCAGAACAUCUGUACAUAACUUAUAUUUGUUUACGACUCGACUCUCGUGUACAAAAAUAUCAUAUUUGCGAUAAGUUUUCCUAUGAUUGUAACCAUACCUCUCUCUCUCUCUCUCUCUCUCUCUCUCCCACUUUCUCAACAUCUGGUCGACCACAAGAGCAGCGGAGGACAGACCUACAGAACUUAUCGCUUGUCCUUUGGCUGCCCAUUGAGUCCUUUCUCCUUAUAUUAAUUCAUAUCAAUCUGUUUAUAAGACAUUGCAUUACAAGACAUUUGUUUCGAUUCAUUAAGAGUACAAUCGCUGCGAAAAACUUUUUGCAAUUUUUGUUUUGUGCUGAAAAGCCAUUAAAUGUACAAAAGAUAUCAUUAAUGGGAAAUCAUUCCUUCUUCUGCUUAAAAGAAUAGUUGUAUUCAUUGCUUGUAUUAUGAAAUGAUUUUUCAAAUUAUUAGUUAAAAC